UCCAGCGGUGCGAACGUGUCCCGGGCGCGCCAAUUGGCCAAGUAGCCGAAAAAGCCAAGAGCCAACCAAAGCAGCCGCCACGGCAACAGUUCUUCAUAGCCAGCGCCAGCACCGAGCGGGAAAACACGCCUGACAGAGAGUGAAACUCGCGGGUCGCGCGCUGUGUGUAAAUAAACAGAAACCGAAAAAACAGGAAAAUCAGAAAAAAUCAGAAAAAAUCGAGUGAAAGAAAAACAGCCCCCAAAAACGGAUCAUCCAUCAUUGCCUCAUCCAUCAGCGAUCCGCACGAUUUAUUUCGCCUUUCGAUGCGAUUUACCGCACAAUAAUUAUUGAAUUAAGAGCAUUGCCCAGAGGUGCCCAGAAAUUGCGGCGGGGGGAGUAUCUGACGGAUGACUCGGCAGCCAGCGCCAUGUGAGCAGAGCGAAGGGCAGUGGAGCCAGUCAAUUGGAUCGUGGAUGGGAUCGUGUCCCGCCAGUGGCAGAAGAAGUUCAGCGAGGAUGCCCCCUCUUGUACAUAGCCAGCCUCUUCUACUCGUCUCUGUCAUGUGUCUGUGUCUGUGUCCAUGUCUUUAUCUGUGUCUGUGUCCGUAGCCGUAUCCGUAAUCGUAUUCGUACCCGUAUCUGUGUAACUGUAUAUACUGUUUAUGUGCUGUAGACUAUAUAAUUGAUUAAAAAGAAACACAAAACCAUAACUUAAACCAAAACAAAAACAAAAAGAAAAGCGCGCGCGCGUUCCACCGCCUCAUAGAUCCAGAUGAGCGGCAAACGCGCACCACACACGAGUUUCGGUGCAAAACGGGUAUUAAAAAUCGAAAUAAUCGCAAAGAAAUAGUGCUAAUGCUAUGCUAGGAAUUAAAUAAAUUAUUAGGGUUAAUUGGGUGUUGGAGCGGAGCAAAAAGCCGAUCACCGACCACCACCGACCACCAACCACCACAUACGAGAAUAUUUUCCAUUGGAAUUUCGCGCGUAAGCAAAUUUAAUUAUAAAUACGAGCGCCGGAUGGACGGCAGCAUGGGACCAAUCAGACUAUAGAGCCAUACACACACACCUAGAGUUAGCCACACCAUAAAGUUGGGCUGGAACAGAUCGCACAGAGGCCACAGACCAAACCGAGAGCAGCAGCAGCAGCAGCACCAUGGACUACAGCAGGCUGAAUGCCAACAUCAACACGGGCAACAUCAGCACCGACGACUUUCUGGCCGUGUUCACGACCAGCUCCACAGCCACUGGCGGCCCGCCCAAUGGCACGCGAUACCCGGACAGUGGCAGCCUCAAUCCCCCGCUCCUAACCGUAGACGGCCAGCUGACAGUGCCGGGCCUGCUCGACCAGUCCCCCACGGGUUCGGGGGCGGGCUAUAUCAAUGUGAACGACACGAUAUAUCUGCUGAAUGGCAGCUUCUACAACAGCACCCUGCAGCUGGCGGGCAGCUACUAUAACCAGAGCGGCGGAGCGGGCAACCUGAGCGGCGGCUACGGACUCAUGGGCAAUGGCAGCAAUGUCACGGAAGUGCACUGGGACGGACGCUAUCCGAGCGGUUACACGCUCACCCACAUAGUGAUUGCCUCGAUCAUUGUCACCAUACUGAUGAUCAUCAUUGUGGUGGGCAACAUGCUGGUGAUCAUCGCCAUUGCCACGGAGAAGUCGCUGAAGAACAUACAGAACUGGUUCAUCGCCUCGCUGGCCGUGGCCGACUUCUUUCUGGGCCUCAUCAUAAUGCCCUUUUCGCUGGCUAACGAGCUGAUGGGCUACUGGAUCUUCGGCAGCUGGUGGUGCGACAUCCACUCGGCCAUGGACGUGCUGCUCUGCACCGCCUCGAUCAUGAAUCUCUGUCUCAUCUCGCUGGAUCGCUACUGGAGCAUCACCAAGGCCGUCGACUAUCUCAAGUCGCGGACGCCGGCCCGUGCCGCUGUCAUGAUUACGGCGGUGUGGAUUAUGUCGGCACUCAUCUGCAUCCCACCGCUGCUGGGGUGGAAGGUAAAGAUGCCCGAGGGACCGCUGCCCAAGUGUAUGCUGAGCGAGGACAUCGGCUAUGUGCUGUACUCGGCCCUGGGCUCCUUCUAUAUCCCCAGCUGCAUUAUGGUCUUUGUGUAUAUACGAAUUUACUUUGCCGCCAAGGCGCGGGCGCGGCGAGGCAUCAAAAAGCAUCCGCGCAAAACAAACAACGAACAGGUAACGAGCUUCACCACCGCCAACAAGAAAGGAACAAUACCGAUGCCAUCCUCCAGCGGCGCCUCCGCGCUGCAGCUGCACCAGCAGCGACAGAUAGCCACCAUAGAGACACCACCGAACAGUGCCACGCUGCCGAUGCAAAUACCAACGGUAACCAUGGACCUGGCCUCGGACAUAUCCACCUCCGAGGCGGGCGAGCUGGAGGCUGUUGCCGCCCAAACGGUGCUUGCCUACGCCAAUGCCAAUGCCAGUGCCAAUCCCAAUGGUGGCGCGAAUGCGGUCACCGUGUCGACGGGCCUGUGCUCGCCCAGCUCGCCGAAGGAAACGCUGCAGGUCAGCACCAUAGCCACGGGCCGCGUUGGCCUCAAUGUGCCCGUGCCGCCGUCCAUGGGCAGCAACAACUCCAUCAACGCCCUCAACAACAACAAUGGCAGUGUGGAGGCUGCCAACAGCGUCGCCGGCGGCGGCGUGGGCGGGCCCAGUGGUGCGGCAUUGGGGACCACCGUGACAUCCACCAACGAGCUGAGAGUGUCGCCGAUCGGCGGACGGUGUCGGGCGCUAUCCGUGGGCGUUGACACGGACAUGGUGAGUGAAUUCGAUCCUUCCAGCUCGGACUCGGGCGUGGUCAGUCGCUGUGCCGUGGUCAAGCCGCUCAAGUUUCGCCUUUGCCAGCCGAUCUUUGGACGCAAAUCGAACCAGCAGCGGCGCAACGAGUCCAAGACAUCCGCCGCGGCUGCAGCCAAGAGUCCGACCCCAGCCGCGACGGUGGCCAAAAACCACCAGCAGCAGCAGCAACAGCAGCAGCAGCAGCAGCAUGUGGUCAAGGCCGAACUUGAGCCAGCAAUUCCAAAGCCGAAGCCGCGUGAUCCCGAAAAGGAGAAGCGACGCAUCGCCCGCAAGAAGGAGAAGCGGGCCACACUCAUUCUGGGCCUGAUUAUGGGCAGCUUCAUCGCCUGCUGGCUGCCAUUCUUCUUCCUGUACAUCCUGGUGCCGGCCUGUAGCACCCACUGCAACAUACCGGAGUCGGCGUUCGCCAUCGCAUUCUGGCUGGGCUACAUGAACUCGGCCCUCAAUCCGGCCAUCUACACCAUCUUCAACAAGGACUUCCGGCGCGCCUUCAGGCGCAUCCUGUUCAAGUGAUGUUUGGCCUACGUGUGCUGUUACAGGUGCGUUUAUGCGAGCAUCGAGAAGGCUACCGAACGUGCCAUGGGCAGCACACCCAUGGGCUAUGGACAUGGCUCGUAUCAGCAUUACAGGCGUUAGAUUUGCUUCGAUUUGGUUAUCCCAAUAUCCCAAUUCUAGUUCCCCAUCCCCCCCAGAAUCCCAUUACCCCAUUUUCCCCCGAUGCGUGGCUAUGUUUUUCUUUCAGUUUUCAGUUUUAAACAAACAAAAAAAGUAACGAACAUUGUAGCUCAUUUAAAAAGCAAUGAACGGCUGUGAAUUUGAUGGAAUCUCUCAAUUUCAAUUUACGCAUUUUGGUUUCGUUUCAUUUCUCGUUUCUCGAGUACCCUUGAACCCAGCUCCCCAGCUCCCCAGC
Molecule: messenger RNA, 3706 nt
Organism: Drosophila obscura
Lineage: Eukaryota; Metazoa; Arthropoda; Insecta; Diptera; Drosophilidae
Gene: Octalpha2R
Product: alpha-2C adrenergic receptor
Exons: 3
Coding region: 1135-3309 (724 amino acids)
Biological process (GO): adenylate cyclase-activating adrenergic receptor signaling pathway
Cellular component (GO): membrane
Molecular function (GO): G protein-coupled amine receptor activity
Source: RefSeq, a predicted model, not a curated record